Molecule: messenger RNA, 1558 nt
Organism: Urocitellus parryii (Arctic ground squirrel)
Lineage: Eukaryota; Metazoa; Chordata; Mammalia; Rodentia; Sciuridae
Gene: Yipf3
Product: Yip1 domain family member 3
Cellular component (GO): Golgi apparatus
Source: RefSeq, a predicted model, not a curated record
GUCCACGUCCCCAGCUUCCGGAAGUUAGUUUGGGCCAAACAUCCGGGUUUCUCUUUUCUGCGUUCCGGCUGAUACUACCUUUCCUUCUCUUCCCAAGCCAUCUCGCUCGCUCAGGCCCACGUCUCGCCUACUCUUCCUACGCGCACAGGGCUAGCGCGGGCUUCAGCGACGGGAGCCCUCGAGGGACAUGGCAACUACUGCGGCGCCGGUCGGCAGCGCCCGAAACGGAGCUGGCCCGGAAUGGGGAGGCUUCGAAGAAAACAUCCAGGGUGGGGGCUCAGCUGUGAUUGACAUGGAGAACAUGGAUGAUACUUCAGGCUCCAGCUUCGAGGAUAUGGGUGAGCUGCAUCAGCGCCUGCGUGAGGAAGAAGUUGAUGCAGAUGCAGCUGCUGUGGAAGAAGAAGAUGGGGAGUUCUUGGGCAUGAAGGGCUUUAAGGGACAGCUGAGCCGGCAGGUGGCUGAUCAAAUGUGGCAGGCAGGGAAGAGACAAGCCUCCAGGGCCUUCAGCUUAUAUGCCAACAUUGACAUCUUGAGACCCUACUUUGAUGUGGAGCCUGCCCAGGUGCGAAGCAGGCUCCUGGAGUCCAUGAUCCCCAUCAAGAUGGUCAACUUCCCCCAGAAAAUCGCUGGUGAACUUUACGGACCUCUCAUGCUGGUGUUUACACUGGUUGCCAUCCUCCUCCAUGGGAUGAAGACAUCUGACACCAUUAUUCGGGAAGGCACCCUGAUGGGCACAGCCAUUGGCACCUGCUUUGGCUACUGGCUGGGCGUCUCGUCCUUCAUUUACUUCCUGGCCUACUUGUGCAACGCCCAGAUCACCAUGCUCCAGAUGUUGGCACUGCUGGGCUAUGGUCUCUUUGGGCACUGCAUUGUCCUGUUCAUCACUUAUAACAUCCACCUCCAUGCCCUCUUCUACCUCUUCUGGCUGCUGGUGGGUGGGCUGUCCACCCUGCGCAUGGUGGCAGUGUUGGUAUCACGGACUGUAGGCCCCACCCAGCGGCUACUCCUCUGUGGCACCCUGGCUGCCCUGCAUAUGCUAUUCCUGCUUUAUCUGCAUUUUGCCUACCACAAGGUGGUAGAGGGGAUCCUGGACACACUGGAGGGCCCUAACAUCCCACCUAUGCAGAGAGUUCCCAGGGAUGUCCCUGCUGGGAUCCCUGCUGCCAGACUUCCCACCACCUUGCUCAAUGCCACAGCCAAGGCUCUUGCAGUGACCAUGCAGUCACACUGACCCCACCUGAAAUCCUUGGCCAGCCCUGUCUCUCCCAACUGUGGAGCAGAGAAAGAUUAAAGGACAGUACUGGUGACAUGGGUCUCUGAUGGGGUCUGCAGUUGCCACUGAGUUGUAGCUGCUUAAGUACCUCUUUGAUGCCUGUUGGGGCUUCUGAAGGGCACAAGGCCAGGAAAUUCUGGCCAGGACUGCAAAGCUCUGCAGCCAGUGCAGAAAGUGGGUCAGCUUCUCUGAGGCCCCCAUACCACCUACCCCUUCCUACUUCUGUGCCCCUCUUGUCUUGCUAAAUAUAGACUUGGUAAUUAAAAUAUUGAUUGAAGUCUGGAA